CUCAGCCCUCACAAGACAUGCUGCAGCUCCAUCGUGCUACGGUUUUUGGGCGCCCGCGCCCUCGCGCGGGAAGUGGCCUUGGCCGGUUGUGUCAACGUGGUUACCUUGUGGAUUGCAGCAAGAUCUAUUUGGACCGCUCCAGUUCGGGUGGCUUCGUGAGCCGCGCGCGUGCGAAGAUCCGGAGGGGCGAGACGCUGGAGCUCGGCGUGGUGCGGCUGCUGCCGGUGGAGGGGAGCCGAUGCCCUUUGGUGCUGCCAUGGAGUGGCUCGCGAUGGGCCAGUGGGAGCGGCUGCCUGCAGUUCUACCACGCCACAUCGCAGCCAGAGGAGGCUUCUGCCAAGGUGGUGCCCACCGGGGAGGAACAGUUCGUCGUCAUUGCCUUGCGAGAUAUCGAGCCCCAUGAAGAACUGGUGCGAUUGGACGAGACCCUCCAUUCCAGAGGCUUCGCCGCCCAGCCCUCUGCGCAGGUGUCCAACGGCGCGGGGGAGGAGAGCCGUUGGAUCGAUUGCUCCAAAGUGGAGGCACGGCCGGACGCCUGGGGCGGCGUGGGGGUCUAUGCGACGCAGCGGAUUUCAAGUGGUGAGCUCGUCGAGCGUGGAGUGGUGCAGCCACUCCCAGUGGAUGGAAAUAUCUGUCAGUACGUCUUCACCUGGAGUGAGGAUCGCUCAGUGUGGGCCACUGGCAGUGGCUGCUCCGUCUUCUACAACGCCUCGUUGGAUGGGUCCGAGAACACGUCGAUGACCCGACACUUGGAGGACGAGACCUUUGAAAUCUUUGCCCUGCGCGACAUCGAGAAGGGCGAAGAGCUGACACAUUUGUACAAAAGCAUCGAAUGGCGAAGUUGCUUCAGGGAGCUGAAGGCCAUUCGUGACGACGCGCUGCAAAGGAAAACACUGGACAACGAGCGAGCGGAAUUCACGGAAUAUUGGGCUGACCACUCCUCCCCCACCAUUGAGACGAUGAUGCUUGACACUGACGCGGCCUCAAUCGACAAGCUGGAACGGCCUGAGAUCCUUUCACAGAUCCCCAGCGUCGCGGGGAAGGAUGUGCUGGAGCUGGGUGCGGGCAUCGGCCGCUUCAGUGGCCUCUUGGCCAGGAAAGCGCGCCGGGUGGUCGCGGUGGACUUCGUGGCGGCGGCCUGCGCGGAGAAUCGGCACGCCAACGCGGAGCAGAAGAACUUGGAAGUGAUCCAGGCAGAUGUGACAGCAUUGCAGCUGGAGCCCACCUCUUUCGACUUGGUUUUUUCCAACUGGCUCUUCAUGUACCUCACCGACGAGGAAUGCCGCGAACUGGCCGCCAAGCUCUUGGGCUGGUUGCGCCCAGGUGGCCACCUCUUCUUCCGAGAGUCUUGCUUUCAUGCCUCAGGCAAUGCGGCCAGGCGCUUCAACCCCACGAAGUACCGCACGCCAGAGCAGCUGCUCGGACGGCGUGGUGUGGCGUGUGGGCAUGUGUGGGGCUUGGUCGAAGGUGAGGAAAAGCAUCGGCCUCUUUUUACAUAUACAAAUAACAUGAACACGCACGGCUUCCAAGCAAACGUGGUAAUUACUGGCGCAACAGCUUGCGCAACAGCUGCAGCCUUCAAGGCACCGCACAGGCACCGCUUGCUAGCGCCACCGCGCCACAAGCGCCACAGGUACUCGCAGUUCUUCAGCGAUGCUCUUGCUGAUGGCUUCAGAUACCAACUCUCCGGUACCAACUUUGUCGAGAGUUAUGCCAAGCUGAAAGGCAACAUGCAUCAGUACUGGUUUCGUUGGCAGAAAGUGAGUCCGGCGAACAAGCGCCACUUAAUGAUGCUACAGACUGGACAGUAUGCCCCUGCCAAGAUCUUGCGAUAUGAGAAGAUCUACGGCCGGGGGUACAUCUACACGGGCGGCGAUGAGAUCUCGCAGAAGCUCGUGGACCUGGGCCAGCCAAACCUGCAGCCAGGCGCCAGCGUCCUUGACGUCGGCUGCGGGGCUGGGGGCACGGCCUACUAUUUGGCCUCGCAUUGUCCAGGCAUCUUUGUGCAUGGUGCGAACUGGAGUUCAGAGAUGGCCUCCUUCAAUGCGGGCCGGCUCCCACAGGUGCCGAGCGAGCUGCGUGCACGAGUAAGCUUCGAGCUGACCCCGGAGUGUGGGGUGCCAGAGAAUGAGCUUCGAUAUCCUCCCAACAUCUUCGACUUGGUGGUCAUCCGAGAGACCUUUAUGUAUUUGGAGCCGGAGGACAAGGCAGUGAUCUUGAGAAAAGUCAAGAAGAUGCUCAGGCCCGGCGGACGCGUGUUGAUCAUCGACUACUGCCGGGGUCGCCCGGCACUCUCGCAGACCUUCCAAAGCCACAUCCGGCGCUGGCACUACGACUGCAGUUCUCCAGCAGAGCUCGAAGAACUCUUGGCACACCACUUUGAAGUGAGCCUUGCAGAGGAUCACACUCAAGACUUCAUCAAGUACAUGGAGGAGGGCCUGGCUCGAAUCGAAGAGAACUUGGGGCCGAGCACGUGGAAAGUGGGGCAGAUGGACCUGGACAACUCACAAGAGAAGAUCCAGGACGCCCUGAAGGGCCUCCCUGAGGAAGUGCAGAAGGAAGCCUCUGAGGCGGCCAUGGAGAAGCUGAAGCUCUACAAGGCCUCCAUCGAGUCUGACAUCGAGAUUCAAAAAGAAGAUUACCACUGGGUCAAAGACACAUGGUCUUUGGAGAGGCAAGCAGCCAUGGAUGGAGAUUUGCUUACCACCAUCGAACACACGGUCACCGCAACCUUGGCCUCGGUCCUGCCAACGACCCCGAUGGCCUCGGUCCUGCGGCGCCCGAAAGCGCGCCCUCGCCCUCGCCUUCGCACCUGCCGAUGGAUGCGGGUGCGGUGUGCAGAGGGCAACGUGGUCGUGCGGAUGGGCGGCUUGUCAGAGGUGCCGAAAGGCGUUGCGAAGCCCUGGUCCCAUGCACGGCGCGUGCUGGAGAAGCAGGGUUUGGUCCUGCUGCGAGGGCUUCUGCCCAAAGAUGCUGUGGCUUGCGCGCGGACAAGGCUUUUGACUGAGUUGAAGCAGCUCAAAGCGGUCGGAGCUGGUGCAGAGCUGUCCCCAGAAUGCGCAGAGGGCGAGGCUCUUCCGGAGGUCCAAGCAGUCUUGGAGCACGCGGCGCUUUUUGAUGCAACCGCGCGCGGCUCGAAUUGCCUGUGA
This is a messenger RNA of Durusdinium trenchii, 3149 nucleotides long. The record is from the annotation of a GenBank genome assembly. Lineage: Eukaryota; Dinophyceae; Suessiales; Symbiodiniaceae.